AUGUGGCAUUCUUCACAGCCGCCAGUGCUUCCCAAAAAAAUCCUCGGAGAGAAAUCAAAGCCUUCAGCAGCACGCCGGCUUCAAGCUCCACAUCCCAAUGCAGAACGAUACGCAGUGUAACGCAAUGGCACGUGUCUUGAAAUUAUACUGGGAAUAACGGGGCUCCAUUGAGUUCAGUGGCUCUUACUCCCAGGGAAGUAUGUGUAGGGCUGCAGCCUGAAAAGACUUGUACUGUAUACCGCUUUCAGCCUCAAAAGGCUCAAUAAGUGGCUCAAUUAUAUAAUCAGAUUUCUUAUCUGUGCCCCCGCCUUUACCAUCAGGCCGCACAUAGUUAUAAGACAGAACCAUAAAGCAAGAAAAGUGCAAAAACGAUUAUAAACAGUUCUGUAGGUAGAACAAUUGAGAACAAUUCUGUGUAUAAAAACUAUUCCAACGGUGACAAAAAAGUCUCAAAUAAAACCAGGCACAGGACUUGAAAUUCCCUGCUGCCUUCCUAGGGAAGCAGGAUAAUCCAGGCAAAGUUGCAGCAGGCUGCCCCUCCCAAACAAGAUACUGGGGUUGAGCAACUGGAAGUCCCCCAGGCCCCUGCAGGAAGGAACUUGUCCCUUGGUGGGAAUUGCUGACAGGGAGCAGCUCUCCUUAAGGUCCUCUGACCCCACUGCACACACAUCUGUCAAAGGCAGAGCCGGUCCUGGCACAAGGCCUCCUUUCUAAGGGUCAGCACAACCAGGACCCUCAGCAGAUAGCUGAGAUGAAACUCUUUUCGAGGCAAGUUUCACCUUGAAAAAUGCCCAGCAGAGACAGAGACCUAACUAGCUCCCACCAAACAGGGAUCAGCCCAACACCUCUUGCUCACCCUCCCAUUACUCCCUCAUUUUCUUUUUGCAAUUUUGGUGGCCAUCAAGGAAACUUGGGGUUCACUGAACCCCGAGAGGUCAGCAAGGCUGCUUUUGUACUUUAUUUCUCUUCUCAGGAACAUCAGGAUUGGAGACUUCAAGUCUACCCUGCAACAAUAAGGCUGGAAAAAAGUAAUGUCUGAGCCAGAAGUCUUAUCUGUUGCCAGUUAGUCGGUAAGCGUAAAGAAGUCUUUGGCGCCUGAUGGACAAAUAAAUGAGUGCCAGGCGUGGCCAAGCCAGGGUGUGUGGGGAGGAGAACAAAAGUUUUGCAAGGUGAACAUUCAAGGUAAAUGUGCAGACGCAUGAAUGGGUGGGUGUGCUGCUGACCUCUGAUUUUUCACAGUAAGUUGUGUGGCUCGGAGUUCCCGCUUGGGGGACACAUGGAUUGAUUUGAGGGGGUAGAAGUAGUUGACUCUUUGCGGACAGGAGCAUUUCCCCAAAAGGAAGGGUCUCUGAAUCCCAAGCAUUGGCGUUUUCUAAGCCCUGUGAUUACGGGUGAAGGGCAAGUGAGCAAAGAAGGCGGAAAGCAAAAGGCAACUGAGCUGUGGAAGGUAAGGAUGCUCUCCUUGGUCAACACAGGUUGGCAGUAAUGAAUUGCCAGGGCUUCAGAUGGGGCUGCUCCCUGUCCUACCUGGAGAUGCCAAUGGGGAUUGAACCAGGGACAGGUACUCUGCCACUGAGCAAAGGUCCUUCCCCAAGGUUGAUGGGAGUCAUCAGAGACCAACCAACUCUGGAGGGCCACCACGGGUUCACCAUCUCUGCACUUAAGGGGGUUACAGUUCCUCUGUCACUCUUGCUUCCUCAACAUCUUUUAACUGUCCCUCUUCCACCACUGAAGAAAACACACACUAUUCCCCUCUCAGCUCUGCAAUGCCGUUCCCAAGCAAAUUUGUUGCAUCUCCUUAAAAGAGCCAGAGAGCCCUGUAGGCAUUUCUGCCUGAAGGCUGGUGCCCCUGGGACUGCAGAGCACUUCUGAUGUCUUCGAGCAAAGGAGCCAGGUGUUGAUCUCCUGGUAAGUAUGGAAUGACAGUUACCUGGAUGCUGACCUUCCUUCCUCCCUUCCUGUUUUCAUGACUCAGGAGCAAAUUCAUUUCCCCCAGUCCCAGCCUUGUUAUUUUGCUUUGCGUGUGCUCAGGGGCACUCUUACUUCUCCCUAAGAUUGCAUCGCUUCUUUACUUGUCAUCUUAUCGGUUCUCGUUUGUUGCAGGAGGUCUGUUAAUCAGGAGGAACAAUAAUUGCUCUCAUUUCCUCUUGCCCCCCACAACUGGAGUUUCCCACAACAGGGUGCUGGGCUUCCAGGACUAGGUUAAGAAAAGAAACUGGUGGGCAAAAUGGCCAGGAAGAUGAGCAUCGACCAGCUGGAAGACCAGCUGCUCUGCCCCAUUUGCCUGGAAGUCUUCAAAGAGCCCCUGAUGCUCCAGUGUGGGCAUUCAUACUGCAAGAUCUGCGUGGUCGCGCUUUCAGUUGACCUGGAGAGCCAGUUCCUUUGCCCGGUGUGCCGGAAGGCUGUGGACUGCAGCAGUUCCCCACCCAAUGUCAACCUGGCUCGUAUCAUUGAGGCACUGCAUGCUGCAGGCAGCUCAGAUCCCAACGAGGAGUCCUGCCCUAACCACCACAACCCCCUCAGCCUCUUCUGUGAGCAAGACCAAGAGGUGAUCUGUGGUCUCUGCGGCACCAUCGGCACCCAUCAGCACCAUAAGGUCACCCCCAUCUCGACCAUCUACAGCCGGAUGAAGGAGAAGCUCUCUGCGUGGAUGACAGAGGUGCAGAAGCAGAAGGGGAGCUUGGAUGAGCACGUCAGCAGGCUGAUGAACAACAAGACGCGCAUUGCGAACGAGUCCGAUGUCUUCAAAUGGGUGGUCCGGAAGCAGUUCCAGGAACUGCACAGGUACAUCGAUGAGGAGAAGGCUAGGUUCCUGGGGCGGAUUGAGAGGGAGGCAGGCCAACUUAUCGCCUCCAUCGAAGUCCAGGUGAAUCAGACGACAGACAUCUUGCAGAAGCUGAAGGAGCUGGAGAAUUCCCUGGAGAAACUCAACAACGAAAGCCAGUUGGAUUUCAUAAGGAAAUACAGAUCUCUUCCCUCCAGGUCUGAGCUCCCCCGCCAGCAUCUGGCUGAUGGUAUGUUCAGCGCAGUCUCCUUUAAGCCCGACUUCCACCAAGAUGACAUCAAGAUGAUGGUGUGGAAGAGACUACUACGCAAAGUCCUCCCAGCUCCAGAGAUGCUGAAACUGGACCCAGUGAGUGCGCACCCCAUCCUGGAGCUGUCCAAGGGAAACACCAUGGUCCAGUGUGGGGUGUUCUUCCAGAGGCGAGGCAGCAACCCUGACCGCUUCGACUACAGCAACUGCAUCCUGGGUAACAAGGGCUUCUCCUGGGGGAGGCACUACUGGGAAGUGAUUGUGGGCCUCAAGAGCCACUGGCGUUUGGGCAUCGUCAAAGCCACAGUCAGCCGCAAGGGCAAGCUGAACAAGAGCCCUGAGCAUGGGGUGUGGCUGAUCGGCCUGAAGGAGGGCAAGGUCUAUGAGGCCUUCAACAACCCACGCGUGGUGCUGCCACUCUCAGCCCGCCCCCAGCGCAUCGGGGUCUACUUGCACUACGAGAAGGGUGAGCUGACCUUCUACAAUGCCGACAGCCCUGACGAACUGGUAGCAAUUUACACCUUUCAAGCAGAGUUCCAGGGCAAGCUGUACCCCAUCCUGGACAUGUGUUGGCAUGAACGGGGCACCAACACGUUGCCCAUUGUCCUGCCUACGCCCACCAUGCUGCAGGUCCAAGAAGAUGAUGGCCUCAAUGCCCAGGAGCCCACCAAGUUGUAAGUGGGCAGCCUGCUGAGCUGCAGAGUGAGUGUCAUGUUACUGCAGCUGCAGGGGAGAAAGGCACCAGCCACAGACUGCUCUGCUCCAAAGCAUGGCAAUGUGGACCAGAGAAACCCUGAUCAAGGUGUAACUGGAUUUGUAUUCUCACAAGGGAACAGUCCUCACAUAUACAAGGUGGGCUCCAGAGGUCUGUUUGAGAAUCUUUUGCCUUCAGCUCAGCUGAAGGAGUCAGAACAUGGCUGGUUAAUCAAGGAGCCGUUAAGCAUCUCAAGAGCAAGUGAGAGAGACAGCUCAAUACCUUUUGGUGCCUGCUUUGAAGAAACCCAGCAAUCCCCCCAAGGAGGAGAACUGCCUUUUUUCUAGACGGCAUGGUCCAUGGAUCAGCUCAGUCAUUCUCCCUGCUAACUGUCCUUGAUGGCACUCUCAAUCUGUUCAACCAACUCACCUUGCCUCUGGGCUGCCUCUAGGAAACAUGCCAGUUAAUUGAUGCUUAAACUUCAAAGGCCCAUUGCUUCCCUCUCUGCCUUUUAGUCUUCUUCACCAGGAAGUUUAAAGGCUAGAUUUCAUACAGCUUCCUGACACAUUGCUACAAUCAUCCUGCAUUUGCCAAUGCCAUGGGGCCACAUUAAAAAGGGGGGAAGAUUAAAGGCUGAAACUGUCCUACCGAUGUCUUUGAAAAUGCUUUCCCAUGACAACCCUUUGGUCUGCCGCAAAUGCACUUUAGAGGUUGCACCACAGCAUUAUGUUUAAUCCAUUUUAAGGCAGACUUUGCCAACAUUGUGCCUUCAAUAUUACUUGGACUAAAACGCCCAUCAGCCACAGCCAACUCAGCUCUAUUAUGCCAGUGUUGAUGGGAGUACAGACAUACAGGUCAGGACUGAUGCGAGUUUUAGUCCAAAAUAUCUGGUGGCACUAGUUUGGGGAAGGCUGGUUAUGGAUUGCUCUUGAGCAGGGGUGGAGAAGCUGUAGCCUUCCAGGUUCCAAACCAUAGCUCCCAUCUUCUCCAGCCACUGGCCAAUCUUGCUGAGGCUGGUGGAAGCUGUAGUUCAGUAUCAAGGGCAGCCCCAUGGACUCCCCAUGCCUGUUCUUAAGUGUUCUAUCCUCCUUAGUCUGAAGCUUCCCUCUCUACCACUUCCUUGAGCACCUAAAAAGUGAGCUUUAGAAAGAUUAAGAAUUGACAGUCCCUACCUGCAGGCUGAAAGGAACACAAGGAAAGGAGCCUAGAAAUGGAAGAGGACCAUUGAAGGAGUGGUUCCAUCCAUCCAUCCAAGGAGCUUCAAGCAUGAAGUUAUCCAGAUUUAUUUUCCUCCUUUGUUUAGUAGACACCCAAAAAGUUUACCCAAGGUGGCUGAAUUGUCCAGUUGUUUUCAUACUAGCUUUGCGUCCCAUGCUUUUGUAACAUGUUCAAUCAAGGGCUUUUUAAAAUUUUGUAUGUACCUAAUUCUGCAGCCUCUAGGCAGUGUAGAAGGAGUAAACAAAUAUUCCUGUUGCAAUUAAAGACUAUUGUGAUGCAGCCACGGUGCAACCUGAUACAGUAGCAGAAUGGGAAAUCCAUUUUUAUUCAUCCUUCAGAAAUAGAGUUAUUGCCAGCCUC
Messenger RNA from Podarcis muralis (Common wall lizard), 5306 nucleotides. It is a transcript of the gene TRIM50, whose product is annotated as tripartite motif containing 50. NCBI's taxonomy places the organism in Eukaryota, Metazoa, Chordata, Lepidosauria, Squamata, Lacertidae. Gene Ontology annotation, molecular function: zinc ion binding; protein binding. The record is from RefSeq and is a predicted model, not a curated record.